AUGGCAUUUGACUCUUCUCUCAACGGUAACACUUCGCGCCGGCUGUUACUCAAAGGCGGCACUGUCCUUGUCCACGACGCCAAUGACAACGUCCAAGCUCUGGAAAGAGACAUCCUCAUUGAAAACAACCGAAUCUCCAAGAUAGCCGAGAAUAUUAGCGGCAUCACUGACGCUGAGGUGAUUGAUUGCACCGACAAGAUCAUCUCACCUGGCUUCAUCGACACGCACCAUCAUCUUUGGCAGACCCAGCUCAAGGGACGACAUGCAAACGAACUACUUCUCGAUUACAUGGCUUCCGGCAAUCUCCAAUCUUCAAACUAUACGAAAAGUGAUAUCUACUGGGGGCAACUUGGAGGUUCUCUCGAAGCAAUCAAUGCAGGCACCACCACUGUCGUUGAUCAUUCGCACGUCAAUGUCUUUGCUGGAGCUGCCCCAACUGCCAUCUCAGCCGUUGUUUCCUCUGGUCUGCGCUGUGUCUAUGGCUACUGCCCAACUGCUCGCGUUGCAUCAUGGUCACCUUUUGCAAUGAACUCUGAUAUGCUUGCACCGUGGGUCAUGGACGAGAUCCAGGAGCUAGGCAAGAAGGCUCCCUUUGGCGACGGACUCGUUACUAUGGGCCUGGCUUUUGAUCUCUGGUUUCUGCCAGAACAAGUCGUCAAAGACCUAUUCGACCGUGCCCGUGAAGCUGGUAUCGAGUUGGCGACAACUCAUGCUGUUAGUAACCCACAGAUGGGAUCUUAUGAUCUCGUUCAGCAGAUCAAGAGCCUCGGCUUGUUAGACAAUCGCAUGCUCUUCAGCCAUCUCAACGGAUAUGCCGUCGAGAGCGUCAAGGACCUUGCCGAUGCUGGAGCACAUAUUAGCAGCACUCCCUCCACUGAAAUGCAAAUGGCCCUCGGAGAUCCCGUGUGCUUGAACGAUGACCUUCCCCAGGCUCAAGCCCAGUCUAGUCUAGGCAUCGACUGUCACAGUAACCAGGCCUCUAGCAUAGUAUACGAGAUGAGACUGGGCUUGCAGGGCUCGAGGGCCAAGCAUAACCAGAGACUGAUCGACCAAGAUCUAGCCCCUCGCAAGAUCUCCAAGACAGUACAGGAUGUGUUCAAUCUAGGGACAAUUCAGGGUGCCAGGGCGAUUGGGAGGGAGAGUCAACUUGGCAGCAUUGCUGAAGGCAAACUGGCCGACUUGGUGAUUUUUGACGCCAACACUCCCGAACUAAUCUGUGCUGCUGAGCAAGACCCCAUUGCAGCCGUUGUCUUGCACAGCAGUAUCGGAAACGUCGACACAGUCAUCGUCGAUGGAAUUAUUCGAAAGCGUCAAGGCAAGCUUGUUGGUGUGACCGUGGAGGAAAGCAUGGCGGAUGUUACCGAUAAGCGCUCUUUGGAGUGGGCGGAUGUUGCUAAAGCGAUGAGAAAGUCUCGCGCUGAGAUUCUCCAGCGCGAAGCAGAGAAGCAGAACCUGGAUGAUGUUAAGAAGGGAGUGAUCAGCAGCUUCAAUAUUGACUUGUCAAAGCUGAGGGAUUGA
Messenger RNA from Fusarium proliferatum ET1, 1518 nucleotides. RefSeq names its product related to cytosine deaminase and related metal-dependent hydrolases. The transcript has 2 exons. Gene Ontology annotation, molecular function: hydrolase activity, acting on carbon-nitrogen (but not peptide) bonds. The record is from RefSeq and is a predicted model, not a curated record. NCBI's taxonomy places the organism in Eukaryota, Fungi, Ascomycota, Sordariomycetes, Hypocreales, Nectriaceae. The coding region runs from base 1 to 1518 and encodes 505 amino acids.